AGUAGUAAGCUGGACAGACAUUUCAGAUGGAAACGAUGGCUUUCUCCACGCGUUCCCUGUGCGUGGGACUCGCCACAUCGCCUUCUCCUCGGGUAAUUUUGUCGUCCACUGGUCCUCUGAUUCGUCGGAGAUGCCAUAUCCCGAUGCUCGGAUCUGGGUCGCCGAUCAUUUGUGGGAUGUCGAUUAGUUGCUCGUUAAACCCUGGAAACGACGCCAAGACCCUACGAACUUGCAAGAACUGCAAAACCCAGUUCGACCCGGUUCUCAAUCAUCCUAGUGCUUGCAGAUUCCACACUGCACAUUACGGAGGUGAGACCAAGAGGAAGUUCGAGAGCGUGCACAGCGGGGGGACCAUGAGCACACCGGACGCGGGCCGAGUUUUCCAGUAUUGGCAUUGCUGUGGGGCUGAGGAUCCCUUUGAUCCUGGCUGCACCGCCUCUCCUCACCAAUCUUAUGAUGAUUGAUUGAUUGAUUGACGGCGGCAGGGAUUCACGACCCUUGCUGAUUCCACAUUUUAAUGAAAUACUAGAAAAAUGCCCGCUGCUACGCCGCGGGGACUUUAGUUGCAGAGUCGGGAUGAAUUGAUGGGAAGUUUAGUUUAUGGUCAAUGCAGACUGUCAUAGUUUUCUCUUAUGUAAGGAGGUGGAGAGUCAUGUUUGUGGGCAUUCCUUCUACUAAUCAAUAUGAGGCUGAGAUUGAGAUUGUUAAUACUAAACUGAAAGUAGACAUGUUGCUGACACAUCAGUCGGCUAAUAAUUUUCCAUGCUUGAGGAAAGACAUAUGAGUGUCAUGCCAUCCACGCGACAUAAGCACAAUGGCAUACUGAACUGGUGCAAACAAAGAUCUUAACUCUUCAGCCUGAGUGGCUUGACUCCUCACUCCUUACUAAGCCAGCAACGAAAGGCAGACAGGAAAGCAGCCGGCACGUGAAAUGAUUGAAUCAAGAGGGGUUGGAUCAUACUGCUGGCUUGGGGCUGGGAAAUCUAUAAACCUAGAAGCACAUAAUGAACGUAGUCAAUGACAGUAAAGAUACAAUUAAGGAAUUAACUUAAAUGUAGUUUUUCCCUACGAAAGAUACAAUUACAAAACUACUUAGUACAUUCUAUAAUUAGUAUAGGCAAGCAUAAUCUUAGGUUAGUCUAAUUUUAAUGAAAAUCCUACUAAUUAGGAAACCAAAUGAAUCUUUUUUGAGCACCAAAUGAAUCUUUUGUAAUUCAUGAAAACCACCCGUGACUGUCUAUGACUUGGACACAACCAAUCCAAAAUUAAGAUCCGAUAGCCUUUUAAAUGGUGAUGACUGAUGAGCAAGUCUAAGUUCAAAUAAAAAAUGGGGAACAAAUGGGAAACAAACAUACGUGUUUCAGGAAUAUGCAGACAAAAAAAAAACAUGAGUAAGUUAAAUAAUAAAAAGCCGAUCGACUCCAUGAAUUAGGAAAAAGGGCAUAAACUAUAUCAGUAGGGCAAAGUCUUCUUCAAGCCUCCUUGAACAGUAAAGUUGUCAACUGUACCAUUCCUUAAACGUUAGAAAGCAAAGCUAAAAUCAUAACUACCAAUGCCAAGGCACCUAUACGAAGGACUUUAAAGUAAAGGAUAAUGAAGUCGAGGUGAUGCACACACGUACGCUGUAGAAUAAAUAAUACAUACCCAGCUGAGACAGGUGACUGGAGCCUGGCACGUACCGCGGCUGUGGUAUAACUCUCUGAAAGCUUAAUAGGUGUCGACGGUGUAGUUGCAGCUGAGAACACGACAUUGAAGGGUAUGGUCAGGUUUGUUUUAGUAAUUACGAAAAUAAAACCAUAAUUUUUGCGAUAUGGAAGUCAAAUAUAUCUUGAGGAUCUAAUAAUCUGAAUCAGUUGCAUAAAAGACUUUGAUUUGUGGUACACACAACUAUCAUUUGUACGUCCAUUGAGAUGCAAUUCCGUUAUCGGGCAAAAUAUCAACGACAUCUAGACACCGAGAUAGACCAUGCAAGAGACAGCAUAACAAAACUGCAAAUGCAGAAAAGCAAGGAAGGUUCUUUCAGCUGGUUCUUUGUCUCUGAUAACUUCCUACAGGGUUACUAAUUUCUAAGUGUCGAGCAUGCAUGAAAAUUUGGAAAAACUGCACUGCAUAGUUGGGUUUGAUGUCCCUGCUACAACCUCUGGACCGUAUAAGCAGCAAAUGCAAAUCUAAAUGGCAAGUACCAGGAUAAAAUAGCAUGAGAAGGUGAACCAACCUCUUGUCUAGGGUCUGCAUUGCUCACAGAACACCGAAAUUUGGACUAAUGAAGCAUUACUGGAACA
Messenger RNA from Linum trigynum, 2282 nucleotides. The record is from the annotation of a GenBank genome assembly. NCBI's taxonomy places the organism in Eukaryota, Viridiplantae, Streptophyta, Magnoliopsida, Malpighiales, Linaceae.